AAAUUUUGUCUUUAGAUCGAUUGGUCUUAUCAGACACGUUGAGCUCCGUUAGGUCGCCCGCCACAGCGAAUCCUUUUCAAUUGUUCAUCUUUUCAUAUAUAUCUUGGGGGAGAUUCAGGUGUGUAAGCUAUCAAUCUUUUCAUCAUCAUUAUUUGAGUAUAUACACAUGCUUAAUUUGUUGUUUUUCUUCAUUUUCCCUGUCAUUUCUUCAAUUUUUCUACUGUCUAAGUUUGAAAUCUUUCUUAAUUUUCUAUUUGUCAGCAAAAUUUUCUAUUUAUCAGCAAAGGAAUGGUUGGAUUUGUAACCCUUAUUACUAAUUUCCUUAUAUUGUCUCUGCCACAAGGAAGAAUUAAUGGCAGCAGGACGUAAGCGAGGACCGCCACCGUCCGAGGAAGAAGUGAAGAGAAAGAGGGAGGAGAAAAAUAGAAAGGAUAGAGAGUAUCGGGCCAAAAGGAAGCGUCAAUUGGAGGAUUGUAUGGAGUUUUGUCAAAAGGCUGAAAUUGCUCCCUUGUUCGAAGCCUUCAUGGAAAAGAGAGAACAAGAGUCCAUGGGAGACUUAAAAUGUCUUGAAGAAGAUUUGGAGGAUGUACCACCGGAUACUUUUGACGAGGAUACUUUUGUUAACUCUUUGCUGGUGGAUCCUGAAAUGUUCCCAGAAAAUUUGGCGGGAUCCUCAAAUGUUGCCUCAGGUUCCAUGAAUUCGAGUGCAACUGGUGGAGUUAGUAACUUGGUAUUACAUGACCCUAUUGUCUCUCCUGCUGAGCCUCAUCAUGACCCUCUUGGCAUGCAAGGAGAAACUAGUGCUGCCGCUGGAUCUUCCAGUGGUCCCACCACCCAGCCCUCACCAUACAAUGAAAUGUUUUAGCUUUACCUUGAUCCCACUUUUAUGUCAUUUCCCUUCGGACAUGUCACAUGGAUGAUGGAGGUUUUUAUGUUUAUGUUUGGCCUAUCGUAGCUAUGGAUUAUGUUGGUGCAGCUGUUAUCUAGAAUGAUAUGAACUUAAUUACUUGAAUACUAAUUAGGCGGUUGUGUUGAAUGGGAUACUUGCAGUGGAUGUUAAUUAUAUAAACUACAUGAUAUUUA
Messenger RNA from Rubroshorea leprosula, 1083 nucleotides. The record is from the annotation of a GenBank genome assembly. NCBI's taxonomy places the organism in Eukaryota, Viridiplantae, Streptophyta, Magnoliopsida, Malvales, Dipterocarpaceae.